UCCGGCCCGCGGCGCGCGCGAGCGCCCCCUGAGGAGGACGGCCCCCGCCCCGGGACCCCACCGGACCACCACCUUCAACUCAGCUCAAGGACAGGAGAGAGCGAGAGCACUGACCGGGGAGAUCCUGGUGCUGAAGAGCAGCAGUCCGAGAAAGCGGAGAUGUCCACGUUACCAAGGAGAGCGAAACUCAAGGCCCAGGCUGCCUUGCCCAAAGAUGAGAUGCCGUCCUUCCUGCAGUCGUCGUCGGAGUCCGACGGAGACGACGCGGAGGACGGGGCCUGGGUGCCCCCCGAGAAGGCCGCCCCCAGCCGCAAGGCGCCCCAGCCCCGGUUGCCCAGGCCAAGGAAGGCCCCAGCUGCGCGGAGGGCGGCCCAGCCGGCGGCUAAGCGGCCGCGGAAGAUGGCCAUCAAGGAGGAGCCUCUGGAUCCCUCUUGGACCACUGCCGGUGAAGAUCUGGGGGAGAACCCUCAAAGGGCCACUGCCGCCCAGAAACGGAAAACCCCAGGCAGCCGGCCCCCGGCCCAGCGCUCCAAGAAACUGAAAAUGGAUGAGGAGGUCAGCGGGAUGGCCAGCGGGCCCCUGUCCGCCAGCUGCCCGGGCCCGGAGGGAGCCCCAGUGAAGAAGGAAGAACCCGAAGAGGACUUUACGUUCGACGCCCCCGCCCCGAAGAAGAUCAAGACCGCGGCGUGUCCUCAGGGUCAGCCCGUCCGGCCGCCCGGAGAGACCGGCCGGGUGGCGGAGGAAGUGGAGAUGAACUGGGACCUGGUGCAGGUUCUGUCGGAGAGGACCACCGUCGAACCGUGGGUGUGUGCCAACAUCAUCCGCCUCUUCAACGAUGACAACACGAUACCUUUCAUCGCCCGCUACCGCAAGGAGCUCAUCGAUAACCUGGACGCCGACGCCUUGCGGGAAGUGCAGCAGGCCCUGGAGGAGUUGCGGACUGUUGGAAGGAAGGCCCACGCCGUCAUCCAGAAGAUCAGGAAGGAAGGAAAUCUUUCAAGCUGCCUGUUAACGGCCUUGCUGAACUGUAGGACCUUGGAAGAGUUGGACCAUGUGGCCACCCCCUACAAGUCCGGAAGCAAGGGCACCAAGGCCCAGAGAGCCAAGCAGCUGGGGCUGGAAGGGCCCGCCAAGACCCUCCUUGAAGCCCCCGACACCCUGAACCUUCACUCCUUCAUUCGACCCGACGUCAAAGGGCUCAGCACCCUCAAGGAGAUCGAGGCGGGCGUGCAGCACAUCUUAGCAGACAUGUUCGCGAAGGAUAAAGACACGCUGGACUUCAUCAGGAGACUGUGCCUGCAGCGGUACAUCUGUAUCCAGUCCGCCCUGGCCAAGAUGUCCAAGAACGUGAACGAGAACGACAUCAACAAGUUCCACCUGUACCAGAACUUCUCGUGCAACAUUAAAAACAUUCAGCACCACCAGAUCCUGGCUAUUAACCGAGGGGAGAAUCUGAAGAUCCUGACAGUGAAAGUCAACAUUCCCGACGGGGUGAAGAACGAAUUCUGCCGGUGGUGUGCCAACGAAAGGUGGAGACCCCUGGGCAACGCUAGGCCAGAGUUAAUAAAGAUCUUGCACGACUCCGUGGAAGACUCCUAUAAACGCCUUAUCUACCCCCUCCUCUGCCGGGAAUUCAGGUCCAAACUGACGUCGGAAGCGGAGAAAGAGUCCAUCAUGAUGUUCGGGAGAAACCUGCGGCAGCUGCUGCUGACCAGCCCCGUCCCCGGCCGGACCCUGAUGGGAGUGGAUCCAGGCUACAAGCACGGUUGCAAACUGGCCAUCAUCUCUCCCACCAGUCAGAUCCUCCACACCGACGUGGCCUACCUCCAUUCGCGGCAAGGAAACGUGGCCCAGGAGUCUGAGAAGAUAAAGAGGCUGUUGCUGAACUUCAGCUGCAGCACGGUGGUGAUUGGCAACGGCACGGCCUGCAGGGAGACCGAAGCUUACUUCGCCGACCUCAUCAUGAGGAAGUACUUUGCCCCUUUGGAUGUCGUUUACUGCAUCGUCAGCGAGGCCGGAGCGUCCAUCUACAGCGUCAGCCCGGAGGCCAGCAAGGAGAUGCCGGACCUGGACCCCAACUUGAGGAGCGCAGUUUCCAUAGCGAGACGGGUCCAGGACCCAUUAGCUGAGCUGGUGAAAAUUGAGCCGAAGCACAUCGGAGUGGGGAUGUAUCAGCACGACGUGUCUCAGACGCUGCUGAAGGCCACUCUGGACAGCGUGGUGGAGGAGUGCGUCAGCUUCGUGGGAGUGGACAUCAACAUCUGCUCAGAGACCCUGCUCCGGCACAUUGCAGGGCUGAACACCAACCGAGCCAAGAGCAUCGUCGAGUGGCGGGAGAAGAACGGGCCCUUCGUCAACCGUGAGCAGCUGAAGAGCGUCAAAGGCCUGGGCCCCAAGUCCUUCCAACAGUGCGCCGGCUUCAUCCGCCUCAACCAAGACUACGUCCGGACCUUCUGCAGCCAGCCAGCCAGGACCACCACCACGGGGGCCACGGAGGGGAAGCCGGGAAAGAAGAAGAGCAAAGCGGUGGGCAGCGGGGUCCUGCAGCCGAACCCCCUGGACCAGACCUGCAUCCACCCGGAGUCGUACGACGUAGCGAUGAGGUUCCUGGCCUUCAUCGGCAGAAGCCUCCAGGACGUCGGGAAGCCCCAGUUGCAGGAGAAGGUGAAGGAGCUCCUCCAGAACGGGGCACUGCCAGGCGUGGCGGAACAGCUGGGCACCACGGCCCAGACUCUGCAGAUCAUCACCGACGCCCUCGGCCAGCCCGAAGGCUUCGACUUCCGCACAGAUUUUGACAAGCCGGAUUUCAAGCGGAGCAUCGUCUGCCUGGAAGACCUGCAAGUGGGCGCGAAGCUCACCGGGAAGGUGGAGAACGCCACUCUGUUCGGGAUUUUUGUGGACAUCGGCGUGGGGAAGUCGGGCCUGAUCCCCAUCCGCCACGUGACGGAAGCCAAGCUGUCCAAGACGAAGAAGAGGAGGAGCCUGGGCCUGGGGCCCGGGGAGAAGGUAGAGGUCCGGGUGCUCAACGUGGACAUUCCCCGCUCCAGGAUCACCCUGGACCUGAUUCGGGUUUUGGAGGCCACCCGCUGAGGACCGGACUGUGCCUAGAGGCUCUCGCGAAGGAGUGGGGCGAAGAGAGGGCAGGUUUGGCCACCGGUUCCCGGCGCCUUGGGUUCCUCCCACCCCCCUGUGUGCCAGGGUGCUGCCUGCUUGGGAAUCCAGUACCUUCAGCCGGUGUCCCUGGGCACUAAAGCACACAGGGUAUCCCCUCCCCGUGGGGGCAGGGGGGCCAAGGGACGGGAACCUGGAGAUACUCUGAGCCAAUUCUGCCUUCCCUCUGCUCUUCUCGUCUUCCUCCCCUCUUCUUGUCCACUUCCUCAGCUCUGCUCCUUUUCUUCCUCCUCCC
Molecule: messenger RNA, 3406 nt
Organism: Tachyglossus aculeatus (Australian echidna)
Lineage: Eukaryota; Metazoa; Chordata; Mammalia; Monotremata; Tachyglossidae
Gene: SRBD1
Product: S1 RNA binding domain 1
Exons: 22
Coding region: 160-3090 (976 amino acids)
Biological process (GO): nucleobase-containing compound metabolic process; translation
Molecular function (GO): mRNA binding; structural constituent of ribosome
Source: RefSeq, a predicted model, not a curated record